Messenger RNA from Phragmites australis (common reed), 2084 nucleotides. RefSeq names its product protein YLS7-like. Gene Ontology annotation, molecular function: O-acetyltransferase activity. The coding region runs from base 276 to 1802 and encodes 508 amino acids. NCBI's taxonomy places the organism in Eukaryota, Viridiplantae, Streptophyta, Magnoliopsida, Poales, Poaceae. The transcript is spliced from 3 exons. The record is from RefSeq and is a predicted model, not a curated record. Gene Ontology annotation, cellular component: Golgi apparatus.
UUCCUUCCACACGCUCUCUCUCUCUCUCUCUCUCUCUCUCUCUCUCUCCUUCUCCUGCCUCGUGUCCUGCCGGCUCCGACCACGAGCACCGCCGCUCCCGCUUCCCGGCCCCGAAUCGAUCCCCCCCCCCCCCCAAAAAAAAAAAAAUCCACGCCAGUACGCCUUCUCCGUCUCGUUACCUCCACAUAUCUGUUCCUUCCCUUCCUGGAUCUGAAUUUCGUCGCGCGUAGCGUAGAUGCGGUUCGGAUGGGAGGAUUGAUCUCGUCGGAGGGCCCAUGCCGAUGAGCUUGCCGGGAAGGAAGGCCCCGACGGGGGGCGCUGGAGUCCGGCGGUGGCUCGUCACCGUCGUCGUGUCGGUGGUGGCGCUGGUGCUGACCCUUGUGGUGAUAUCGCUUUCCGUGGGCUCGUCCCUGCCUCGGACGUCGCUGCAAAAUUACCUCCCCGUCGGAGCUAAUGGCUUGGGAAAGCUGCCGUCUUCGGUUCAGCAUGCUGAUGGGGGCAAGAAUGAUCCUGCAAUUGGCGUUCCAUUGCAUGGGGAAGAGGUGUUGCAGGGUGUCCGGGAACCCUUGGUGGAGGGGAAUGGUCAGGGUGGUGAUGUGAAUUCAGGCGAGCAGUCCGGUCAUUCAGGAACAAUUGAUAGCAAAGAGCCGGAUCCAGUUGCUACUGAUGCUACCACGUCGACACUCAGCGAGGAUUCAUCAAAUGGAUUUCAAAAGGCAGAGCAAGGUACCUGCGAUCUAUACCAUGGGGAGUGGGUUCUUGAUUCUUCUGGGCCGUUAUACACAAACAACUCUUGCCCUAUUAUCACACAGAUGCAGAAUUGCCAGGGAAAUGGGCGACCAGAUAAGGAUUAUGAGAAUUGGAGAUGGAAACCUGAACAGUGCACCCUCCCGCGCUUUGAUGCAAGGAAGUUUUUGGAGUUGAUGAGAGGCAAGACACUUGCCUUUGUUGGGGAUUCAGUUGCUCGGAAUCAGAUGGAGUCCCUCCUUUGCAUUCUGUGGCAGGUAGACAUCCCACAAAACCGUGGCAACAAAAGGAUGCACAAGUGGCUCUUCAAGUCAACUUCAACAACUAUAGCCCGUGUCUGGUCUUCUUGGUUAGUGCACAGGUCAACUGAAGCUGUGGGGAUUGCUCCUAAGGGUCUUGAUAAGGUUUUUCUGGAUGUCCCUGAUGAGACCUUCAUGGAGUUUCUCCCAAGGUUUGAUGUACUUGUCCUCUCCUCCGGUCACUGGUUUGCCAAACGAUCAGCCUAUAUCCUGAAUGGGAAUGUUGUUGGAGGGCAGCUUUGGUGGCCUCGUCAAGCAGGAAAGAUGCAGAUCAGCAAUGUUGAUGCUUUUGGUAUCUCUGUUGAGACUUGCCUGACUGCUGUUGCGACUAACCCAAAUUUCACAGGUAUAGCUAUUGUGCGCUCGUGGUCACCAGAUCAUUAUGAAGGUGGAGCAUGGAACACUGGUGGAUCAUGCACUGGAAAGGUCAAGCCCUUGGAUGAGGUGGUGAGGAAUGGUUUUACCGAUGUGAUGCAUGAAAAACAGGUUUCAGGCUUCAGGAAAGCAGUGAAGAAUGCAGGGAAACAUGGCUCCACGUUGAAAUUAAUGGACAUCACUGAACCCUUUGCGUUCAGAGCUGAUGGGCAUCCUGGUCCAUAUAGGAGUCCUGACCCAAACAAGAAGACACAAAGAGGGCCAGAUGGAAAGCCUCCACCUCAGGAUUGUCUGCAUUGGUGCAUGCCAGGACCAGUAGAUACAUGGAAUGAGAUGUUGCUAGAGAUUAUACGAAGAGAGUUCGAGAGAGAUAAAAGCUGAAGAGCAUGCCCUCACAUGGUAGGUUCUGGCUCUGCGAAACAUCUUGGCGUGUAUAGCAGCAAAGCAUGUUGUUUUUUCCACACAUAGGAAGGAACGUAGCUUUCGAUACUUAAGAUUCACUGUACUUUUGUCUGACACAUUCUUGGACAUAUCAAUUCUUACCAAAUUUUGUAGAACUGAAAACCCAAUAUUGUAAACUGGUGUUAAGUUCUCUGCCCGUGUACUAGUCAGCUUGGUAUAAGAGAAUGAGAAUAUAACCGGGGAAAAAGAGCUCAUUAUUUA